AUGCGUCUGAAUAACAUUGUUUAUGUAAUGCUAUUUUUGAGCACGAGUCGCCCCUCCCUUCUGCUUCCACGAAUUCGGAUUGUCCAGGUCAUGCCCUUGCGAAUCACGUCUGCCCCUAUUUCCGGUAUCAAGAAGAGGAAAAGUACCGCGUCAAGGCCUCGCGCCUCUCCCUUUGCCCGUCAUCCUCGCCAGAAGCCUAAUGUCCGGCCCUCCAACCCGGUGAAGUCCGACUCAGCAUGUAGUAGUCCAUGCUAUAGCCGGGAACCGUUGUCGGACGUUGGCCUUUCGCACUAUAUCUCCGACACUGCGCCUGUAGAAGAUGUCGCUCAGGCUAUUCGUUACAUUGGGAGGAGCAUGUUUGAAGAUCUCCCUACGCGGGCAGGCAUGAACAGCACUCGGGUAGCCCAAGUACUUAACCUACGCCGGUCCCUGCCUCCUCUCGCAUCAGUAGCACAUGUUCAUACUCUUUUCAAUGAGCCCACUCGGGUGGAAAAGGAAAUUGUGGAUCUGAUCAAUGCAGGUCGUCUGCGCCGCUUGAUCGUUCCUGGGAGAGGGAAUGAUGCGGCUGGUCUGGGCGACUGUCUGGUCCUGACUGAGGAUUGGGAGAAUCUGGUGCGAGGGAGCAGUGGGCUGGAGCAAUCCGUGAAAGAUCGGUUCCUCCGAGUCUUAGAUCACAUGGGUAAUACCUUGACCAUCCCCGCAGAGGUCUUUUCCUCGCAGGAGUCUAUGGCGUUAAUUCACGCUGGCUUCCUUGUCUCUUCAUCAUCAUUUGCCAAGGACUCAUCAAGUAUUACCUCACUGCCUCUUGUUCCUUUUAUAUCGGUUACUGGAUCUGCCAGUCAAGAAGGCAUCGGGGAUGGCAGCCAAUCCCACUUACGAAAAACUAGUUUGUUUCUCUCGCUUCCCAAUACAGGGCCUUAUCUUCGCCUCCUCGGGGCUGGGCGCGCGCAUCUACUUUCCCUUCUUAACAAGUCGGGCUCUGGCGAGGCUCCUCUUUGCCUCCUCCGGGACCGUUGGGAUGGCGCCGUAGGGACGGACAGAAGCUACGACGCAGCGAAGAGAGUGCGCGGGGAACGCGCAGGUAUCCUACCAGGUAGGACGAAAAAGUGGAAAGAACUAUACGGGAUGAGCUUCCGCUGGGCUUUGGAAGAAGCGGUAGGAGCCGGUCUGGUUGAGAUAUUUGACACUGGUAGUGUCGGAGCGGGCAUACGCAGCCUGUAG
Messenger RNA from Monascus purpureus, 1221 nucleotides. The record is from the annotation of a GenBank genome assembly. NCBI's taxonomy places the organism in Eukaryota, Fungi, Ascomycota, Eurotiomycetes, Eurotiales, Aspergillaceae.